AUGCCCGGCCUGAAAACCAGCACCGGUAAGUUAAAAAAAUCCUUGUUUGGCUUUUGUGACCUUUCUUUACAUUCCUCCGCGCCAAUCUGGUGCUGCCGAGUUCCGCCAUGUCGUCCAAUGUCUCAACGCCAAAUCUCGAGCCGUGGUCAACGCACACGCUUGCUCCCCCAUCGCCCUCGCCCCUCGGUGCUCACCCGCCCCUGACGCCCCUGACAGCUCUCGACGACAUCCCGCCUCUCUCCUUGAACGUCUUAAAAACGCACGACGACAAGGUGGACGGGCUGAAGCUCAUCGCGGACAGCAUCGCACAGCAGCGGCAGCAGGCCGCAUUCCAUCUCGUGUUCCACCCCUUACUGGUCGGCUCGCUGCUCGUCCUCCUGUCUGGAGUCUACCAGUACGCAUGGGUCCUGCGGCAGCACGACCUCGGCACCACCCUGACGUUGGGUAGUGGCGUCGUCAUGACUUACCUCUUGGGUAUCCGGUACUUCGUGUCGGGCUACAUUCGCGCCGCCGAAGAGCUGAGCUGGGACUGGCUGGUGGGCGACGACGGCGAGGAGGACGUGGUCAUCGGCACGCGGUUCGGCGGCGAUCUGGUCGGCGCGCUCGUGCUGCGCCUCGUGCCCAGCAGCCCCUCGGCGCCCGCGACGUCCAAGCGCGGCAGCAAGAACAGCCACCACCGCGGCCCGGCCCUCCGCGGCGGCCGCGGCGUCAUCCGCGCCUGGACGACCAAGCUGCGCUACCGCCACCGCGGCGUCGGCGGCGACAUGCUGCGCGAGGCCGUGCGCGUCACGCGCGACAAGUGCGGCCGCGACGCUGAGAUCGGCUUCGCCCUCGAACACGCCAACAGCGUCAUGGUCCUACCCGAGCUGUUUAACAAACCUUUCCGCAAGGGUGAGAUCAAGGCCGCCAGGGCCCUCGAGGCCGUCGUGAGCGAGUGCGACAAGCGCAAGAGGUGAUGGAUGCCAA
Lasiosphaeria miniovina is the source of this 966-nucleotide messenger RNA. RefSeq lists its product as uncharacterized. Lineage: Eukaryota; Fungi; Ascomycota; Sordariomycetes; Sordariales; Lasiosphaeriaceae. The record is from RefSeq and is a predicted model, not a curated record. The transcript is spliced from 2 exons. The coding region runs from base 108 to 956 and encodes 282 amino acids.